Molecule: messenger RNA, 3252 nt
Organism: Physella acuta
Lineage: Eukaryota; Metazoa; Mollusca; Gastropoda; Physidae
Biological process (GO): nuclear-transcribed mRNA catabolic process, 3'-5' exonucleolytic nonsense-mediated decay
Cellular component (GO): Ski complex
Molecular function (GO): RNA helicase activity; RNA binding; ATP binding
Source: RefSeq, a predicted model, not a curated record
UUAUGCUCCGUGGUUACUUUUUGCUGUGAAUUUUAUGACCAACCUUCACCAGAUUUCUGUUCAACUUACUUUAAUUGUGUUCACAAGUUCAAUUUGUUUGACCGGUUUACUCAACAAGGGAGACAACAGAUAAAAAUGUAUCAGGAUGUACUGACGGGCUAUGAGCACCUGAGGCAGCAACACGGCGCUGUGCAGGAGCCACGCUGGGCCGUCCAGGUCAACGCCAGCGAUCCCGUCCGCGGGUUCGAGCAGAAGAUAGACGGCAGCAUCCGUGAGUGGCCAUUUGAGCUCGAUACGUUCCAGAAACAGGCCAUCCUGAAGGUCGAAGAUGGCCAGAACGUGUUUGUGGCCGCCCACACGUCGGCCGGCAAGACGGUGGUGGCUGAGUACGCCAUUGGUCUCACCCUGAGUCACUCCAUGAGGGCCGUGUACACGUCACCAGUAAAAGCGCUGUCCAAUCAGAAGUUUCGAGACUUCAAAGAGAUCUUCGAUGACGUAGGGCUGAUCACAGGCGACACACAGGUCAAUGAAGACGCUUCCUGUCUCAUCAUGACGACAGAGAUUCUCAGGUCAAGGCUGUACCAAGGCUCGGAGAUGUUGCAGGACCUGGAGUGGGUCAUCAUGGACGAGGUCCACUACAUCAAUGACGUGGAGAGGGGCGUGGUCUGGGAGGAAGUCAUCAUCAUGUUACCUGACCACGUCAAGCUCCUGUUGUUGAGUGCCACGGUGCCAAACGCUCUGGAACUUGCUGAGUGGAUUGGGAACAUCAAACAGAAACCAAUCUACGUGGUCAGCACCAGCCAGCGACCUGUCCCCCUCAGACACUACCUGUACACGCUGGCACCCAACCGUUUUUCUAACGGCCUGCAGCUGCUCAUGGACGAGCACGGGAGGUUUCUGGAACAAGGCUAUGCCACAGCCAAACAGAACUUGGUAGCCAUGUCUCAGGGCAGCAGUUUCAAUGACAAUCAUCGAUCGUCCUCUGUGGCUAUCAACAGUCUCAACAUGUUGCGAACAGACAACAAACUUCCCGCCAUUGUUUUUGUGUUUUCUAAAAAGAAGAUCGAGACCAACUGUGAGAAUACUGACGGCCUUGACCUAACCAGCCCCCAGGAGAAGGCGGAAAUUGAGACAUUUUUCCAGGAGUCGCUGGCCAACUUUAAGGAGGCGGACCAAAAUCUUCCGCAGAUCCAAAAACUCAAACGGUUACUGAGACGAGGGUUCGGGGUCCACCAUGCAGGAAUUCUACCCGUCCUGAAGGAGAUUGUUGAGAUGCUGUUCCAGAGGGCCCUCCCACAGAUACUGUUUGCCACUGAGACCUUGUCCAUGGGCGUCAACCUUCCCGCCAAAACGGUGGUGUUUGACGGGGUGUGGAAGAACGACGGCAGGCAGUUCCGGUUCGUGCAGGUCGGGGAGUACACCCAGAUGGCGGGGAGGGCGGGGAGGAGGGGCAUGGACAUGGCGGGAAACGUCAUCAUCCUGUGUCACAUGUUCAUGCCGAAAAUGUCCAAUCUGAGGAAAGCUUUACAGGGUAACCCUAACCUCUUGAGGUCAAAGUUCCGGUUGACCUACUCCAUGAUCCUCCACCUGAUGAGGGACCAGCAGUUCGACGUCCAGGAUAUGAUGAGGAAGAGCUUCAACGAGUUCCACACCAAGCAGGAAACGGCUCGCUAUCUGGAGGACAUCAAACGCAGUCUGUCUCUGCUGAGGCGAAUCGACUGCCCGCACUGCAACACAGACUUGGCUAGGUACUACGACCGCUGUUCGGAGUUGAACCAGCUCCGACUAGAGUUUAUGUCCAAGCUGUUGUCCCACCCCUCGGACCACGCCCCUAAUUAUUGCCACGCCCCUGAUGAUUCUGUUACCUCCCAGUCCAAGCUGUUGUCCCACCCCUUCGGACACCCCCUGAUGAUUCUGUUACCUCCCCAGUCCAAGCUGUUGUCCCACCCAUCAGGUCACGCCCCCCCGAUGAUUCUGUUACCUCCCCAGUCCAAGCUGUUGUCCCACCCCUCAGGCCACGCCCUGAUGACACCUGGCCGUAUCGUGUUGGUCAAGCGACCAGGCGACCGGCUGGUGCUGGGUGUGGUGCUAAAGUCAAGUCUCUCUGACAAGUUUGAGCAGACCUACUUCACCUUGUUCAACUGUGAAGCCAGCGAUGCCUCGGCGCCUGAAGAUGUCGGUAUCUACCCAGAGAGGCCCUACACACCCGUGGUCCCACAGCUCCAGCGGUCCUUCAUGGCCCUCCACCUCAAGGCCAAGGACGUCGCGCUGGUCAGCACCAGCAGCAUCAACAUCAAGGCUGACCUCAUCAUCAGGAACCUGGAGUACGACCAGAAGAGCGAGGUGAGGAUCCACAAGUGCAUCAACGAGACGCUGGACAUACUCCUGCAGCUGACCAGAAGGAACUCUGGGAAUUUCCGCUCCGUGCACCAGGAGCGUCACGAGCUGGUCAGUGACCCCGCCCUGGCCGGGUCAAGCAGAUCGAUCGAUUUAUUGGUCAGUGAUCUCAGGUUCAACUACUCGUGCACCAGAUGUCCACAGUUUCAGCUACACUUCAAGGACCAUAACCACAAUAAAUACAUCCUGAACAAACACCAAGAGUUAACGGUCCUGGCUUCUGAAGAUUACCAACCCUUGUUACCUGACUACAAUAAAAUGGUUCAGGUUCUGAAAGAGCUGAAGUACAUAAACGCCUCCGACGAGAUCCAGAUGAAAGGCGUGAUCGCCUGCAAGCUGAACACGCACGAGCUGGUCAUCACUGAGGUGGUCGUGGAGGACUUCCUGACCCAGCUACAGGCCGCCGAGGUCGCUGCCCUGCUCUCGUGUUUCGUGUUCGAAUCCAGCCGCUGCAAGGAGCCAAAUCUGACGGCCACGUUGGCCAAUGGAAAAAAUCGCAUUCUAAAUAUAGCAGAGACAGUUGGAGAAUGCCAGAGGAAUGCUGGGAUGUUGAUGCCAGUGGAGGUCUUUAAAGAACAGCUGCAUUUUGGCUUAGUGGAGGUUGUGUAUAGGUGGGCUCAGGGAGAGAGCUUCUCUGUGGUAAAAAACCUGACCGAUGUUGACGAGGGGGUGAUUGUUCGAACUCUCCAGACUCUGAACGAGCUCCUGGGGAGGGUGGAGAGGAUGGGCAGCUUGUUGAACCGGAAGUUGUUGUCUGAGAAGUGCAUGGAGGCCAUGAACUUGAUACACAGGGACCUGGUGGUCACCCCUAGCUUGUAUGUACAGGACGCACUAGAGGGGGAGGAGGAACAGUAA